AUGACGACGCCACCAACUGUUCAUGAGCCAGGUGAUAGCGACGGCCAUGAGAAGACGCUAGAAUCAGCCCAAGCAGAAGCGCUUGGAAAGCUUCAGCGUAUACCUGUAUCUCAGCUCAAAGGCAUCAUGUCUAGGCAACUUGAACUUGAAGUUCAAUUAAAACAUAAAGAAUUACAAAUGGCAGAGGAUGAAAUAGGCAAAUGUGAAGCUCAGAUGAUAGCUCUUCGCAACUUCCUCGAGGUCCGACCCGAUGUGAAUCUUGAAAAUGAGCCUUCAGGUUUCACCACCAAAUAUCAUGACUUGCUCAGUAAGUCCUUUGCGGUCAAGUAUUCCGACGUGGAGCGAGAAGAGGCAACAAAUAACCUGCGACUGCCCAGUUUGGUAGGAGCAACAGACCCAGUGACACCGGAACCAACAUAUAGAACCCGAUCCACAACGUCAUCCUUGCGGCCAUCUGCGGCUUACCGCUACCAUACUAUCGGCUGUCUAUAUCGCCGCACCGACGGAGUUAUCGUCAAGCUAACGUGCCCUGAUUGUCGCCGUAGCAACUUUUCAUCGGCUCAGGGGUUUCUCAAUCAUAGCCGCAUAGCCCAUAGCAAGGAAUACACCUCGCAGGAUGCCGCGUCACUCAAGUGCGGCGAGAUUCUCCCCGAUGGGGAACAGGACGAGGAAGGGCUCGCAAGCUUGCAAAGCUUGCGCAAUAAGGGACUCGACCCCAACGUUCACCUCAAUGUGAACGAGGUUUUUUUUAGUGAUGUUAGGGCUCAUCUCCCGGUAGAGAAGAGUAUUUCGCCAUUGGAGAAGACGGAAGCACCGCAGGCGGUACCGGCUCCAAGCCAGCUAAUGAAGAAGCUUAUUAGUAACGGCGUCACCAAAGAUAAGGCUGAGUUUGAUGCGUUAGUAGCGAAUGCUCGAGAAGAGGUCGGAAGCGCUCAUUUGUUUCAGGACGAAGAAGAGGGAGAGGAAUUGGUAACAGAAGAGAAUGAGUCUAAAAAACGGCGUAAGAGCCGCAGCAGUAGUGUGGCACCCCCACUAAAAAUUAAGCUCAGGAUGAAGGUUGAGGACAAGAAAUAA
Messenger RNA from Meyerozyma guilliermondii ATCC 6260, 1074 nucleotides. RefSeq lists its product as uncharacterized. The coding region runs from base 1 to 1074 and encodes 357 amino acids. NCBI's taxonomy places the organism in Eukaryota, Fungi, Ascomycota, Pichiomycetes, Serinales, Debaryomycetaceae. The transcript has a single exon. The record is from RefSeq and is a predicted model, not a curated record.